This is a messenger RNA of Penicillium concentricum, 492 nucleotides long. RefSeq lists its product as uncharacterized. The transcript has a single exon. The coding region runs from base 1 to 492 and encodes 163 amino acids. Lineage: Eukaryota; Fungi; Ascomycota; Eurotiomycetes; Eurotiales; Aspergillaceae. The record is from RefSeq and is a predicted model, not a curated record.
AUGGCAAAACUACCUUCUUUUAAAACCAUUCCUGGUCGGUAUUCAUCCGGAGGAAUCAAAUGUCGCCGCCAACUUACUUUGAUUGAUCAUUCUGCUGCGCGUGAGGCAGGUAUCAUCGUGCACGGAAGUAGCACCGCAAUGAAAGAAUACGCAUCAGGAAGUCUUACCAAUAGAAUUCAGGCUCAUCAGUCUCGAAAUGCGCAAUCUACUCGCAGAGGGAAACCGCGACCGCUCCGGUCAGAUGACUCCUUUGAUGGGUUUUCAUCUAAUCCGAUGCGCUUUAUGGGAAUCAUUCGAGCACCAGUUCUUGAUACUACCACGGGAGCUCCGGAAUGGGGAUUUCAUUGUAUUGCUUGCAAACCUUAUCAUUACAGCCGUCCGCUACACUGGCGUCGAAAAUUUACGAAGGAGAGCUACCGAAAUCAUAUUGAAGAGUGCGGAGAGAUCAUUGACGGCCAGCACAAGCCUCAGCGAAUUGACGAAUCAAUUUGA